AUGACACUUGAUAUACUACCAAUAUUUGAAUUGAGUCAACCCACGACUACAGUGGGUGGUGGGUCACCACCACAACAAUAUAUUUCCACUUCACAAUCACUACCCACUUCACCACAACUUAAAAGACAAAAGCCAAACGUAAACAUGAUGUUGGAUGGCUACAUGCUCAAUAAGGAUCUUCGGUUUGUUAAGAAAAUCGGCGCUGGAACCUAUGGCCUUAUAUAUUUAGUGGAAAACAUUUAUACCAAGAAACAGUAUGCAGCAAAGAUGUUGUUAAAACAACCACCAAAAACUGUGGAUAAAGAUUCAAAUGUCAAUAAGCAGCUAAUACAACAGCACUUCUACAACUAUUUCCUUAACCAUGUGAUACCUAGACCAGAAUCGAUCAACUUUGAAUAUAUCAAAAGCCAAGGUCAUGAAUGCCCGUUCUUGACCGAAAUUGCAUUACACUUGAAAGUUCAUGAGCAUCCUAAUGUGAUAACGAUACAUGAAGUGUUUAACUUGGAAAAUUUUGCUGUUGUUAUACUAAUGGAUUAUUUUGAACAAGGUGAUUUAUUUGGUAAUAUUAUAGACAGACAGGUUUUCCAGAAACAUAAACAUGAUAAACAGAUGUUGAUGAAGAAUGCAAUGCUACAAUUGGUGGAUGCCGUAGAAUACUGCUGUCAGCAUUCAGUGUACCACUGCGAUUUGAAACCGGAAAAUAUCAUGGUUAGAUAUAAUCCACACUACAGGAGACCUUCGGAUUCUACAAGCAUACUAGACUAUAAUGAGUUGCAUUUGGUGUUGAUUGAUUUUGGAUUAGCAAUAUCUUCUGAUAUCAUUUGUUGUAAUGCAUGUCGUGGGUCCUCGUUUUAUAUGGCGCCCGAAAGAACGACAAAUUUUAACACAAAUAAAUUGAUCAAGAGUCUUGUUGACAUGAACCAAUUUGUUUCUGUAAAAUCAGCAUUGAUUGGUGAAUCUAGUUGCAAGUAUUUGCCUACACUAGCUGGCGAUAUUUGGUCAUUGGGUGUACUAUUCAUCAACAUUACAUGUUCAAGAAACCCUUGGCCUAUAGCAUCAAUCACCGAAUCACACAAUGACGUGUUUAACAAUUACAUUUUGAAUCAGAAUAAAACCAUUUUAUCCUCCAUCCUACCUAUAUCACAGCAAUUUAACAAUUUGUUAAACAAGAUUUUCCAAUUAAAUCCAAACAACAGAAUUGACUUGAACAAAUUGUACAAGGAAAUUAUUCGUUGUGAUUUCUUCAAGGACGAUCAUUAUGAUUAUGGAACACACUACCGUAAACCAAUCAUGACAAAUACAACUAUAAAUACAAACCAACAAUUGUACACACCGCCAGAGUCCACUGCAUAUAAUUCAUAUGCUAGCGAGAUUGAAGUUGAUGAUGAGGAAGAGGAGGAGGAGGAGGAGGAGGAGGAAUAUUAUACCGAAGAAGAAGAAGAAGAAGAAGAAGAAGAAGAAUUGGCAGUAGUAGAGUCAAAGAGAAAAGUAAAUGCUACUACUGGUGCAGAAUGCAACAGUAAACGAGAUAAUAUCCUCCAACCAUUUAUGGCACCCAAUGAACCACCGUCGCAUCCACUUUUUCACGAUGUCGCUGCAUUUGCCAAAAAAAUAUGUCCUAAACCUUUAACAAAGUUUGCUUCACAGCCUACUAUUUACUAA
Molecule: messenger RNA, 1662 nt
Organism: Lodderomyces oxycetoniae
Lineage: Eukaryota; Fungi; Ascomycota; Pichiomycetes; Serinales; Debaryomycetaceae
Gene: SHA3
Product: putative serine/threonine protein kinase
Exons: 1
Coding region: 1-1662 (553 amino acids)
Biological process (GO): mitotic DNA damage checkpoint signaling; protein phosphorylation
Cellular component (GO): nucleus
Molecular function (GO): ATP binding; protein serine/threonine kinase activity
Source: RefSeq, a predicted model, not a curated record